AGCGUCCGUUUUACGGGGUCGUUAUGGCAACUGCCCGGGCCGCUCCUCCGCGGGGGCUGCGGGCAGAGGGAAGGACCCCGCCCUGUCCCCGGGGCUGCGGAGCCAGAGGCACCCGGCAGUAGGUGUGAGCUGAUCUUGCCUGGCUUCUGCAGUAGCCUGGCUCUCUGGUGUCUGAUGAUGAGUGUGACCCCGAGCAGGGGAUGCCUCCUGGACCUGCCCUGGGAAGACAUCUUGGUUCCACAUAUCCUCUGUCAUCUGCCACUGCAGCAACUCCUGAGCCUGCAGAGGGUCAGCAAGUCAUUCCAGUCUCUCAUCCAACUGUACCUGGCCAACAUGCGCUGCUUUGACUCAAGCCAGAUUGGACCUGCCAUCCCUCGAGCCGCUUUUGUUAACCUGUUGAAGGACAACGAAGUUCUGCAGCAGCUGGCACUCCAGAACUGCUCCGACUGGCUGACGGACCGGGAGCUGCUCCCUGUCAUUGGGCAGAACCACCACCUGCACCAGAUCCAGCUGAAGGGCUGUGCCCAGCUCAGCCGCCACGCGCUCGUGGCCAUCUCGCUGAGCUGCCCCAACCUGCGCCAGCUCUGCCUGGCUCACUGUGAGUGGGUGGACAGCCUGUCCCUGCGCAGCCUGGCUGACCACUGCAAGGCGCUGGAGGCUGUGGACCUGACGGCCUGUCGCCAGCUGAAGGACGAGGCCAUCUGUUACCUGGUGCAGAAGUGCAGCAGGCUCAAGUCUCUGUCACUGGCUGUCAAUGCCAACGUGGGCGAUGCGGCAGUCGAGGAGACUGCCAAGUGCUGCCCAGAGCUGGAGCACUUGGACCUCACGGGGUGUCUGCGAGUCAAGAAUGACUCCAUCAGGGUCCUGGCUGAGUACUGUCCCAAGUUGCGCUCGCUGAAGGUCAAGCAUUGCCACAACGUGGCUGAGUCUAGCUUGAGCAUCCUCCGAAGCCGUGGGGUGGAGCUGGAUGUGGAGCCUCCGCUGCAGAGGGCUCUCGUUCUGCUGCAGGAUGUGGUUGGCUUCGCCCCUUUCAUCAACCUUCAGAUCUAGAACUGCUGCUGCUGGGGAGGGGGGGACUGACACAAUGCUGGGAUCCCAGAAGGAUAUGGGAACUGGCUGCUGUGGAGACAUGCAGAGGGAGAGGUCAGUCCCACUGGUGAGGCUGGCCUGAGUGGGGCUCAUUCUUUCCUCUGGGGCUGUUUAGCAGCCACUGAAUGUUCAUAAGUGGACUUCAUUGGUGCCUCUGGGGAAAGUAACUCCCUCUGCAGUGGCGUGGAAAGAGCGAGUGAUUUGCAGGAACACCAUGGUGCUGAACAGGCCUUGGUCAGGCCAGCUAAUAGAUAGGAUUUAUUAUUUGUCGUAUUUUAAAUCUUUAAGCGGCAGCUGUCCAGAAAGCAGGGGAGUGUUUGAUGGGGACUGUCCCCUGGGGUGGGUGUGCAGGGCAUGCCAACAGAGCUGUGGAACAAACCAGACCAGCUGGAGCAGAAAAAAUAGCUACCAGCCCUCCUCUUGGGAGAGGGCAGGCCCCUCUGGGCUCUGGGAGGAGGGCACUGAGCCUAGCUCCAGCCCACAGCCACUGGCUAGCCUGGCACCAAAGGACUAGCAUGGCCCCAGUGCAGGCCAUGGGUCUGCCCAGGCCUAGCAUGCUGGUUUAGGCUGGAGCAAGGUGGAAGUUGUUUUCAGGGGGAACAUGCUCCUAAUGGCAGUUUGACCAACAGAAAAACGCCAGACCUAGUGCUGUCACUGAAAACAGCUGGUCAUUGUCAUUUGUUUCUUCCAGCACCUGACUUAACAUUUUAGUAGUGCCCAGGCCUGCUACUGUAUUUUGUUCCCUGUUGUGUGGCUGGAGCUUUGGCUCCCAACAGAGGUGAGAAACAGCAGGAGCACUGACUCUGCAAUCAGCUGGAGUUUAUGGAGAGAGCUGCAGAUUGUGUUGGCAGGGAGAACCUAGUUCUGGAUAAUCAAACAGCAGCUACAUCUUGAGAACGU
Catharus ustulatus (Swainson's thrush) is the source of this 1989-nucleotide messenger RNA. It is a transcript of the gene FBXL15, whose product is annotated as F-box and leucine rich repeat protein 15. The coding region runs from base 175 to 1050 and encodes 291 amino acids. The record is from RefSeq and is a predicted model, not a curated record. NCBI's taxonomy places the organism in Eukaryota, Metazoa, Chordata, Aves, Passeriformes, Turdidae. The transcript has 4 exons. Gene Ontology annotation, molecular function: protein binding.